CGCCCCGGGCCGCCUUAGGGCCAGGAUCCAGGUCAGGGCAGGGAUUAACCCCGGAUCUGGCUUCGCGACUGCCGGGCCAUGGCGUCGCUGUUCUCAGGCCGCGUCCUGGUCCGCAACAACAGUGAGCAGGACCUGCUGGAGACCGAGGCCGAGCUCGACCGCCGGCUGGAGAACCGGCUGGUGCUGCUGUUCUUCGGAGCGUGGGGCUGCGAGCGGUGCCAGGCCUUCGCGCCCGCGCUGCGCGAAUUCUUUGUGCGUCUCACGGACGAGUUCUACGUGGUGCGCGCCGCGCAGCUGGCGCUGGUGUACGUGUCACAGGACCCCUCGGCCGAGCAGCAGGCCCUGUUCCUCAGGGACAUGCCUGAGCGCUGGCUGUUCCUGCCCUUCGAAGAUGACCUGCGGAGGGACCUGGGCCACCGCUUCUCCGUGCGGCGCCUGCCGGCCGUGGUGGUUCUCAAACCCGACGGAGACGUGCUCACGCACGACGCAGCCGAGGAGAUCCAGCGCCUGGGCCCUGCCUGCUUCGCCAACUGGCAGGAGGCUGCCGAGAUCCUGGACCGCAGCUUCUUGCCGCCCGAGGACCUGGACGAGCCACCGCCGCGCAGCUUGACAGAGCCGCUGCGCCGCUGCAAGUACAGAGUAAACCCGGAGCCUGGGAACGGGUGGGGCCCGCAGGGCGGGGCCGGAACCAGAGAGGAAGGCGGGGCCGGGGAGGAAGACCAGGCCCGGGGGCUAUUCUGACUGUCACUGGAGGGCGGUCGGGGCGGGGCCCCGGGGCAGGGCAGGAGGGCGGGACCUGGAGCUGUGGAGACCCCUCUAAGAAUGUCAGACAGGGGGCUGGCCCGCAGAGCGGGGGCGGGGCCAGGGAGAAGGGCGGGGCCUCGGCGCGGUUGUGAACUGUCACUGAAUGGCGGGUUGGGCAGGGCCCCUGGGGAAGGGGCGAGGCUAUGAGGAGGGCGGGGCCUGGAGCUAUUGGGACCCCUUCAUAGGAUAACAGACAGGGAGGGGCCCAACAGGUAGGGGCGGGGCCAUGGAACUGUUGGGAUCCCUCACUGGAUGACCUGGAGGACUGGGGUCUGUGGGUGGGGCAGAGGCGGGACCUGGGUGCUGCUCUGACCUCCUACUGGUGGGUGUUGGGCAGGGGGCGGGGACAAAAGGGCGUGGCCGUGCUCCGUUCUGGCCUGUCACUUGAGGCGCAGCUUGGGGCGGGACAAAGUCCCUGGCAGAGAAAGAGGGCACGCAGGCUUCAGGUGGGCGUGGGGGCGGGGCCUGGACUAGCACCUCAUUUCCUGAUCACCUCCAUGCCCAAACUCCUGGACCCUGAUGCUCCGGACGGUACUUCAGCUUAGAAAAGGACCUCAGGUAGCGCCUCUGUGACGUAAAGUGUGGGUCCCUGUGUAACAAAAGCACUGCGUGCUCCGCACCUAAUGCGAGAUUGCCUUCAAACGCAGUCCUGAGGGAUCACGUUUUUCUGCGUCCUUCAGAAACCAAUCAGCUCAAGUGGGUGUCAGCGCUUUACUGAGGUUGCCCUCCUGCACACGCAGAUCUGUGCCCUCUCCUGGGCCUAGCCCUCUCCAAACCGCACCCCCAUCCGUGACUGAUCUCGUCCACCUCCCCUUUCCGCAUACUUCCCACCGUUGGGCUGUAAUGAGAAUAACGCGAAAGGUCACAGCGAAGUGGUGUUUGGUGGCGAACGUCUGUCAUCCCAGCCCUCUGGCAGGCUGAGGUACUCAGGGUCACUUCAUCGCAAAGCAGAAAACGAAAAGGAAAAACAGAGCUGGUGGUGUUGCUCAGUGCAAAUCUGCAGAUCAAUCCCUAAGACAAACAAAAUAAGACAAGAAUAACCUACUUGCUAUAGCUCAAUAACAAAAGAGAUAAUCCACUACUAAGGUAGACCAAGGACUUGAAUGGACCUUUCUCUGAUGAUGCAAACAGCCAACAAGCACAGAAAAAGAUGUACAAUGUCAUCAGUUACUAGGAAAAUACAAAUCAAAACCGCAAGGAGGCACCACAACUGCUAGGAUGGCUGGGGUCAACAAUCAUACAUACGGUGGGAUAUUACUCACCUGUGAAAAGGAGUGGAACAUUGUCCUAGACAACAACGUGGAAGAAUUUUGAAAAAAGGCUGAACGUCGAGAGCCAGGCAAAAGGCCAGUGGUGUGUGACCCUAAUCCUAUGAGAUGUCCAGGACACAAGGCCAAUCUAUGGGCCAAAAGGGCGUGGCUGUGCUCUGUUCUGGCCUGUCACUUGAUGCGCAAUUAAAAAUAUAUGGUUUUUAGUUAGCAGCUGCAGGAGCUCAGGCUGGGUAAGGAUGAAUAUUACAGGUGAUAAGGUCUCCUUUCAGGGUGAUGAAAAUAUUCUGGGGCUACACAGAAGUGUUGGUGUCACACUAUCCAUGUACUGAAUCGACGGUAUUUUUUGCAAAUGUCACCUCAAUUAUGUUGUUGAUUUUUUUUUUUGAGACAGGAUCUCAAUAUAUAGCCCAGGCUGGCCUCAAACUCAUAGCAAUCCUCCUGCCUCAGCCGCCUAAGUGGCAGGAUUGUAGGCAUUGCCCACACCUAGCUUCACCUCAACUUUUUAAGAUUAAAAGUAACAUUUUGUAAAGCUCAGUGGGAAGAAAGGGUGCAUAGUUUGUGAAGGGCCUAGAGGGGCAGUGCAGGGGAGCAUCGAUUCCUCAAAGCAUUGAAAGAGGUAGACAGAGGAGACAUUCUCUGUUUUGUUUUGUUUUUCCGUUUUCGUUUUUAUUGGUACCAGGGAUCAAACUCACGACCACACACUUGCAAGGCAGGCACUUAUGCUGCUGAGCUAAAUCCCCAGCCCCGACAGAAGAGACAUUGAUAGUUCAGUGUCCACGGGUUGACUGAAAUAAUAAAAAAGCAAAGUAUUUACAAA
Cavia porcellus (domestic guinea pig) is the source of this 2892-nucleotide messenger RNA. It is a transcript of the gene Nxnl1, whose product is annotated as nucleoredoxin like 1. Gene Ontology annotation, cellular component: mitochondrion. Lineage: Eukaryota; Metazoa; Chordata; Mammalia; Rodentia; Caviidae. Gene Ontology annotation, biological process: photoreceptor cell maintenance. Bases 79 to 741 code for a protein of 220 amino acids. The record is from RefSeq and is a predicted model, not a curated record. The transcript is spliced from 2 exons.